Planococcus citri (citrus mealybug) is the source of this 933-nucleotide messenger RNA. RefSeq names its product facilitated trehalose transporter Tret1-like. Gene Ontology annotation, molecular function: transmembrane transporter activity. The transcript has 4 exons. The record is from RefSeq and is a predicted model, not a curated record. Gene Ontology annotation, cellular component: membrane. Lineage: Eukaryota; Metazoa; Arthropoda; Insecta; Hemiptera; Pseudococcidae. Gene Ontology annotation, biological process: transmembrane transport. Bases 124 to 597 code for a protein of 157 amino acids.
AGUUAUGGUUGGGCCUCUACCAGUUUGAAAUUGAUCUAUCUAUUAAAUUAUACGCAUCAAAUCUCCCUCGACCCGGUAUAAUUGUUGUUUUAAAUAACGUUGAUUACGGUGAAAAAUUAAAAAAUGAAGUGUCAACUUCGAAUCACAGGUUUCACCAAAGAAAUAACAUAUUCGCUGAUCAUACUGUCAACUUACAUAGUCGGUGGAGCAAGCAGAGCUUACGUGACAUUUUUAUUUUAUCACUUGGAUUUCCCAGACUCGCGUUUCAAAUUAGAUGCUGACCAGAAAACAUGGAUUGCCAGCUCCUUAGGGAUUCUGAGUCCAGUUGGAAGUGUUUGUUCCGGCUUCAUAAUGGAUUUUUGUGGUAGAAAAAUAUAUUUGCUUAUAACGUUCAUACCUUUCAUCAUUUCAUGGGUAAUCAUCAGUUUUGCAGCUAGUUUUGAAAUGUUGUUCGUUGGAAUGCUCAUUCUAGGAUUUGGUAUAGGUGUAUCAUUCUGUGUGUCCACUUACAUAUCUGAAAUCAGCGUACCAAAAAACAGAGGUGCGUUAUUGGGUCUGAUCGUGGUAGCAUACAAACGUGGGUAUAACGAUCUGUAGUAUUCUACUUUACAACAUCAUAUGGCACGACGCAGCUAUUAUAUUCGCUGUACUGUCAGCAAUUUUCAUGCUCUUCACUUUACUAGUACCAGAAUCUCCAGUAUGCUUAUAUAGCACAGGAAAACGAGAAAAAUCAGUAAAAAUUCUCUGCUCAUUGAGAUGUUCAAAACUUGAAAAUAUCGCAGAUGAAAUAAAAGACAUGGAGAAAACCAGCGAAAAAGAGAGAAAAACUUCGUGCGGCGAAACACUGAAAAAUAUUACGAGAGCUUGGAAACCAUUACUCAUAACAGUAGUGAUGUAUGCCCUCGUGCAACACACGGGUUAUUCCAUAAUGAU